This is a messenger RNA of Racocetra persica, 262 nucleotides long. The record is from the annotation of a GenBank genome assembly. Lineage: Eukaryota; Fungi; Glomeromycota; Glomeromycetes; Diversisporales; Gigasporaceae.
ACGCUCAAGCUUGGCAAAAACGCUUUUUAUAAAAAUUUAUUUUCUGCCGCCGGCAUGUGGAUUCAACUAGCUAGUUGCUAUUAUAUUAUUCUUGAUACUGAUCCUAGCUUAUUUGAAUUACUAAGUAAUAAGCCUUGUUUGUUUAAAUUCGCUAUAUUCUUUUAUAUCAUGACCACUGCUCAAGUUCAAGAUUUAGGUGAUCAAAAAGGUGAUAAGCUUAUUGGCCGCAAGACACUUCCACUUCUUAUAAGUGACAAUAUUU